This is a messenger RNA of Cetraspora pellucida, 888 nucleotides long. The record is from the annotation of a GenBank genome assembly. Lineage: Eukaryota; Fungi; Glomeromycota; Glomeromycetes; Diversisporales; Gigasporaceae.
AUGGGUCGUGUAAGGAAAGACAGUGUUCAUGACUCUUCCUUUGCGAACAACAAACCCGCAAAAUUGUCGACGAAGAAACUAACAACUAAUAACCUUUGUACGAAAUGUAAAAAAGAAGAAAACAAAAUUGGCACUUGCACAAUUUACAAACCUACCUUCGUUCUCACUCCUGAACUCCAAAAAAUUUCUAACGUCCAAAUUAUUACGUUUGCUUAUUUCAUACAGGCGUUGAUGGACGGUGGAUACAAUGCGACAGUUGUUCAAAGUGAAUUAGACAUACUAGAACAUUCGUCUAGCGAAAAAGAAUAUACCCCAAAUAGAAAACUCUCAAUUUCCUCUGCGUCUUCUUCACGCAGUAGUGGUUCUACGUCACACAAAAAAUUAAAAAGUAAUAAUGGAAUGUCACAUAUACCGUCUCCAGAACCAUAUAUUUUGGAGAACGGUACAAAUCCAACGACAGAAGCGGAACAUGACAACAAUAACCAUAGUCCGCAUGGUGUUCAAGGUUCACAAACUCAAUCAAAACCAACUUGCAAAUUACAAAAGAUUACUUCACCAACAAAGCGUUCCAAUAGUCAAGGUAACGAUGAGGUUGAGCGUCAAGAAACGGUAUCAAUCACAACUUCUACCGUGAGUGUUUCGGAAACAACAUACUUUCAUCCUUAUACCUUUCCUAAUCCUAUUUCAUAUAACCGAGCACUUCUUCGGGUAGCUCAAAUUCGUGAGUUUAUCUUGACUCAUUGUCCUGCAGCGACAAGAAUGGAAAGUGUUGAUGGAGCGGAAAAUAGCAACAACCGGCCCGUAUCAUUAAAGUUAGCUGAGGAGCUAUGGAAGAAAAUGGAAAGGUUGGAGAAAACACACGAUAGACGAAAAUAUAACAAACAAUGA